AGCAAUAAUAAAUCAGGAUAAAAAACACUGCAAUAGUGAUUAUUAGUACUUAUCGAUUGUGAUUCUUGAUGUGAUAUGAUAUAGUUUUCAAAGUUUGCCAAGAUGCUUCAUUAUAUUCUGAUAAUAUUAUACAUUUGUUCUUCUAUAAGCGCUGAAGAAGUUCAAGAAUCAACAUUUAUAAUAUCCUUAAACAACACAUAUUCAAAUGACGAGCUAUACAGCAGUAUAAUUGAUGUAACAAACAAAUCUAAAACCCACUUUCAAUUCACUGAUGUUAAUAAAAAUAUCUCCUUCGUUGUCUUUCAAAUGCAUAGUCAAUUUUACAAUAUUACUAUGCGGAAUGAAACUUGUUUCAACAAUAACAAGUCAAACCGUACAUGUGAGACAUUAACUGGGACGAAUAUAGGUUUAUUUAGCACAACACCUAUAUCUGACAUGUCGGUGAUUAAUAUGAAUAAUAAAGAUUUGAAAAUAUUGAUAGCGGUCCAUGGAUACAUUUAUGAUGAUCCUGUACCCGGCGGUUGCAACUUAGAUGGCCCUAUAGAAAUACCGCCAUUCGUUUCAACAACCACAUCGCCAUACAGAGACUACAUAAGCGUCACCGCUCCAGCUCCCAGUCCUAGCUUAGCUCCCGAUAUGUGUGAACAGACUUUCAAAAGUUUGACAUUCUAUAGAUUGUAUUUGCCUGAAAGGGAUUUUAGUAUGGAAUCGUACUUCGGGGGGAUAAAAGCAAUGAUGAGCUAUCCUAGUGUUUUGGAGAACGGUGAAGAGAUACCCGAAACUCAUCGGUCUAACGUCCGCCGUACCAUGAGCGCGUACCCCGGCACGGGGGCAGUGUUCGUCGCUGUAGCACUGUUUAUGAAUUAUAAUGGCACUGCUACACUCACUCCCCGGUGGUCUAUAUAUGUACCGACUGUUACGUAUAUCUGCUCGCCUUUGGUGGAGGACGACUGCCUAUUGCUUGAUGAUCUGCUAUCCCAAGUGCUUUGCGCGUCUCUCCUCUUCGUGGGCUUGUUUGUGUGCUACUUCGGGCACAAGUUCUUCAAGACGGAGAUGUUCAUGUUCGGGAUGCUGAGCGGAGUCAUCAUCACUUACAUACUGAUCUCGCUGAUUGCUGAGAUGGAGCAAGCCCCUCUGAUUGGUGCCUCCUUCCUCUCCGGGAUCCUGUUCGGUUUUAUCUGGCUGACGUUCUGGUGGUUCUACGGCAUUCCUGUGUUCUCCGUGCUUCUGGUCACCCUUAGCUUCGGCUUUUUCGCUGCCUGUGUCCUGUACCAUCAAAUUCCUGGUGGCCUGACAAUGCUGCUGGAAGACCUAAACUUCUGGACACUCUUCAUCCUAGAGAUGCUCCUGACAGCUGUCAUUCUAACACCUGCCACGUACCCAGCAAACAUCCUCUGUUGCGCUGUGCUUGGCGCGUACGCGGCUAUAUACCCUAUUGACUACUGCUUAGGGUCUAAUUUGAAGUAUAUAGUCAUUAACACUGUGAGACGGGCCACUGUUGACAAGUUUCACUACGCUGUGCUGUCACCGCCUUUUGAAAAAAAUGAUGCCCUACUAAUUCUCCUAUGGGUGAUGCUGGCCGUAACUGGAUUCCUGUUCCAACAUUACCACAACCGCGGGAAGCCCCCCUUCCCACCCCCGCCGAGGAACAUUCGAGAGUGCCCCGAGGGUUACGGAUCUGUCACCCCUUACUCACGCUUGGGCUCUGCUUCGGCACCGCCUCUACGGUCUACUGCCAGUCUUACAAGCAGCGAAAACACCCCUCUGCUGGCCUAA
Messenger RNA from Cydia amplana, 1776 nucleotides. RefSeq names its product transmembrane 7 superfamily member 3-like. The coding region runs from base 103 to 1776 and encodes 557 amino acids. The record is from RefSeq and is a predicted model, not a curated record. Gene Ontology annotation, cellular component: plasma membrane. Gene Ontology annotation, biological process: negative regulation of programmed cell death. The transcript is spliced from 9 exons. Lineage: Eukaryota; Metazoa; Arthropoda; Insecta; Lepidoptera; Tortricidae.